Molecule: messenger RNA, 555 nt
Organism: Myotis myotis
Lineage: Eukaryota; Metazoa; Chordata; Mammalia; Chiroptera; Vespertilionidae
Product: phosphatidylcholine translocator ABCB4-like
Exons: 1
Coding region: 1-555 (184 amino acids)
Molecular function (GO): ATPase-coupled transmembrane transporter activity
Source: RefSeq, a predicted model, not a curated record
AUGUUUGUGUAUUUCCAGAAAACUCCUCCAAGCCCAUGUGGAUUCCUUCAAGGAACAUUAAACUUCAACAUGGAUCUGAGGGAGGAAUUGAUGAGACUAAUGAGGACCUUGCACCUGGAGCCUUGUCUUGUACCUGUGGCUGCAGACAAUCGACUACUCCAGCCAAAGACAGCAGUAGCCCCAAGCAACAUGCUGAAGAUAAGGAAUGGAAGGAGAACAAGACAGACAAGACAGAUGACAAACAGUCCGCAGAUGACCUGGGGUACGGUAAAGAAGACAGUCCAGAAAGCUCAGCGAGUUUGUGAGAAAACAAGAACCCUGAGAACACCUGAGAAUGUUUUCCUUGCCAUGCUAGCAGUGAUCAGUUGUGCAAAGGUGCAGGUUGCCCUGGACAAAGCCAGAGAAGGAUGGACCUGCAUUGUCAUUGCCCACCAUUUGUCCACCAUCCCAAACUCAAAUAUCAUUGCUGUCAUGUCACAGGGGACAGUGAUUGAGAAGGGGACCCAUAAAGAACUGAUGUCCAAGAAAGGAGCCUACUACAAACUAGUUCCUUAG